Molecule: messenger RNA, 531 nt
Organism: Penicillium manginii
Lineage: Eukaryota; Fungi; Ascomycota; Eurotiomycetes; Eurotiales; Aspergillaceae
Product: putative DNA polymerase delta subunit 4
Exons: 3
Coding region: 1-531 (176 amino acids)
Biological process (GO): DNA-templated DNA replication; DNA synthesis involved in DNA repair
Cellular component (GO): delta DNA polymerase complex
Molecular function (GO): DNA-directed DNA polymerase activity
Source: RefSeq, a predicted model, not a curated record
AUGCCUCCCCGUCGCCGCACGGCUGCCUCCACCGGCCAGUCUACUCUCUCCUUCGGUACAAAGUCCCGGGUGACCAAACCAUCAACUGCUCCUCAACUGGGGAAGAAUCUCGACAAGUCAGCAAGUGAAACUCCAGAGCCCCAGGAUGUGACAGCCUCCCAGCCUCCAAUCCCCCAUGUCGCCGAGUUUGUCGUUCGCCAGCAGACCAAGCCAUCAACCCAAGAACCUCUCUCCGAAGAGGAUAAGCGGGCCUUGAAGAUGAGCAAGCAGGACCUGAACCGUUACUGGAAGAAGGAAGAACAAGGCCGCUUGGCCCCCCAGGUCCACCAGAGGGAUCUAGCCAUGGAGGAGAAGAUUCUCCGCCACUUUGAUCUAUCGAAUCAAUAUGGGCCUUGUAUCGGUAUUGCUCGACUGAAGCGCUGGCGCCGUGCUAACAAGCUCAAGCUCAACCCACCUCUCGAAGUUCUCGCGGUUCUUUUGAAAAAUGAGGAUAUCGAGGAACGGGCCCAUAUGGAUGCGUUACUUUCAUAA